AUGCUGAGCGUGGAGAUGUACCCCAGUCUGACUCUGGGACCUCAGAGGAUCGGAGAGUGCUUUUACAGAGACCGGCAAGCAUCGGCCCACAUGCCGCUGUUCCCUCCCGCCUGUGACGUGGCGGCCAAAGCCCUGCCCCCGAGGCUGCUGGCCCCGCCACACGUCCCCAACGACCCGACCACCAAAACCCCCAAAAAUGAGGUGAAGAUGGAGCUGGAGAACGCGUCUCUGUGGAAACAGUUCAGCUCGGUGGGCACAGAGAUGAUCAUCACGAAGAAGGGCAGACGGAUGUUCCCCGGGCUGAGGUUAAAGCUCUCCGGCCUGAACCCGUCCCUCCGCUACAUCCUCCUCCUGGACAUCAUCCCGGCGGACAACUCCCGCUAUCGCUUCCAAGGUGGCGGCUGGCAGGCUGUUGGCGGUGCAGAGGCGAGGUUACCCGACCGGGUUUUCAUCCACCCAGACUCUCCCGCCACAGGUGCUCACUGGCAGAGCCGCACCAUCUCGUUUCACUACGCCAAGCUCACCAACAACACACUGGACUCACAGGGACAUAUAAUCCUGCACUCGCUGCAUCGCUACCAGCCCAGACUUCAUGUGAUUGAAGCCAGAGAUGUGCUGAGGUGGGGCGGAGGGCAACACUCCUUCGUUUUCCCCGAGACCCAGUUCCUCACAGUCACCGCCUACCAGAACAACAAGAUCACAGAGCUGAAGAUCAGCUCCAACCCCUUUGCUAAAGGCUUCCGAGACGAGGGCAUGAACAGCAAAAAACAAAGAGAUGCACGACUGAAGCGCAAAAUAUCUGUCAUGACAGAAACCUUGGAUAUUGUGAACUGUGAUCCGUGCGACUCCACUGAGCUUCUGCCCCCGUCCAUAACCACCAGCGCAGACCUUCAGGUCCUCGCUCUGGCCUCGAUGCCCCCACUGCCCGACCCCUCCUGUGACUUCAGACCAGAGGAGGCCUCCUAUCAGGAUGCUCUGGUCCCGGAGCAGCCGCUAGAUAUUGGCCAGGCGUUCAUGGCAUCGCAGAUGUCUGACAUCGGCAUCUCCUUGGCCAACGGGAUGCAGGGCACACCAGGAAUUGAUUUGGCGAAUCGUAUGAUUGAAAGAUCAGACACUAUGGAAGAAGCAGCUUACACCUCCACCUUCUCUGCUGUUCAGGCCUCCUCGUUCCCUUCAGCUCCUCUUCCUCAGUCAUCCCCCUCCUUCUCCGACUCUUCAGACACAUCCAAUCCUCAGCCUAUCGACUAUCCCUCCAUUCUGUCCUCCUCUUCCUCCUCCACCACCACUCCCUCCCUGCAGCAGACCUCCUUCACCUUCCCCACUCCGCCUCCCUCCAACUCCUCCUCGCCACAGCCUCUCCUGUCCUCCUCCUCCCCCUCUGCCAACACCUAUCACACCAUCCCAGAGACAAUCAGCCCUCAUACGCCUACAGACGCCUCUUUCUCUGCCCCACCUUCCACGUGUCAGUCAAUACUGCAGGACCAGAUAUCAGUUCACUCUCUGCUCACCGGUCAGCCUCCGCAGGGUGAACCUAUCACCGGCGGAAAUAACCCACCCGGCGACCAAAGCUCAGCAGCAUUCAUCUAUCCAAAUAUCCUUCCUGCAAAUCCUGAUCCUGCUCCAGUUCCCGCUCAGUUUCUCCACAACUACAACCACCAACUACAACCUCCCAGUCUGCCGUGCUCCCUACCCGCUCAUGGUGCCCACACAUCUUUUGCCUUCCCCUCCGUCCCUCCACACAUGCAAAAUCUGUCAUUCUCAAACGCGUCUCCCAGCGCCGCCCUUCACCUCCCAAAUCUGAGCCACCAAGCCCAAGCUGCCUUCCCUCCCUCCUCCUUCACUCACCCUUCGUCCUCCCUUCCUAACCAUUUCCAGCCCUCCUCUUGCUUGCUUGCCUCAAUGCAGCCUACAGCCCAUCCUCAAAACCUGCCCAACCCCUCCACCUCCUCAUACCCUCCAGUUGACCUAGGUGCCAUCCCACAGUUCAAUCCCGCUGCCCCCUAUCGCCCAGAGAUGGUACUGCACCACCCGUCUCUUCUCCCUCAGCUGGAUCCAUCACUUCCCUCCAGCGCCUUCCCGUCCUACCCUCUCCGGCUCUGUCAGGAACCUCACCCAUCCCUCUCCAUCCCGUUCAGGCAUCUGUACAGAAACACCAGCAUGGACACCCCCACCCCCACCCCCACCCCCAGGGGUCCUACCUGGAUAUGA
Messenger RNA from Sebastes umbrosus (honeycomb rockfish), 2208 nucleotides. RefSeq names its product T-box transcription factor 6 (gene tbx6). Gene Ontology annotation, biological process: cell fate specification; positive regulation of DNA-templated transcription; regulation of transcription by RNA polymerase II. Gene Ontology annotation, cellular component: nucleus. NCBI's taxonomy places the organism in Eukaryota, Metazoa, Chordata, Actinopteri, Perciformes, Sebastidae. Gene Ontology annotation, molecular function: RNA polymerase II cis-regulatory region sequence-specific DNA binding; DNA-binding transcription factor activity, RNA polymerase II-specific. The record is from RefSeq and is a predicted model, not a curated record.